Messenger RNA from Branchiostoma belcheri (Belcher's lancelet), 1680 nucleotides. Its product is annotated as proteinase T-like. NCBI's taxonomy places the organism in Eukaryota, Metazoa, Chordata, Leptocardii, Amphioxiformes, Branchiostomatidae. Bases 81 to 1298 code for a protein of 405 amino acids. The record is from RefSeq and is a predicted model, not a curated record. Gene Ontology annotation, biological process: proteolysis. Gene Ontology annotation, molecular function: serine-type endopeptidase activity. The transcript has 17 exons.
GCCGUGGGCGACGCGACCCUGUCCUGCCUCUGUCCCCAGCCUGACUGUCACACGUCUCUCGCCGACCGUCUGCAACCAACAUGAAGUCUCUCCGCGUCUUGGCCGUCUUGGCAGCAGUCUUGGGCGUUGCCAUGGCAACAGCUCCCCUGCUCCGUAUGGACUCCAAAACCGCCAUCCCGAAUGAGUACAUCGUGGUGCUGCACAAGAACCUCACGGACUACGCAGUGGGUAAGCACAUGAACAACGUGAAGACGCUCCUGACCGGAACAAACGACACCAAGAUUCUGUUCGAGCACAACUUCCGCUGGUUCAAGGCCUACUCCAUCCGUACUAACAUGAAGAUGAUACACCACCUUGCGGAGCAGCCGGAAGUGCGGUACAUCGAGGCCAAUCAGGUGAUGAAGGCCUACCAGGCGCAGUGCCAGGACCAAUUGGAGGCCACCUGGGGCCUGGUCAGGACAGUCGAACGUGACCUUCUGUUGGACGGAAUCUACCACUACCAAGGCGGAGACGGAGAGGGUGUUGAUGCUUACAUCAUCGACACUGGUAUUUACACUGAGCACAGCGAGUUUGGCGGCAGAGCAAAAUGGGGCGUUGACACGGUGGACACGCCCAGCCCGGAAACGGACGAGAACGGACACGGAACUCACGUAGCCGGGACGGUGAUGUCUGACGCCUGGGGUCUGGCCAAGAAGGCGACCGCCAUCGCAGUGAAGGUGCUCAGCAGGAGCGGGUCGGGGUCCACUGCCGGAGUUAUUGAGGGCGUGGAGUGGACCGGUGAGCAACAUCAGGGCAACAACAAGAAGUCUGUGGCAAACAUGUCGCUAGGCGGCGGUCGUUCCGAUGCCAUGAACGAGGCUGUGAAGGCUGUUGUGGAGGCGGGCGUGAUUAUGGUGGUGGCUGCUGGUAACGAGGGCUGGGAGGCGUGUAACGUUUCUCCCGCUAGCGAGCCCACAGCAGUGACGGUGGGCUGUUCUGACAACGAGGACGAUUUCUGCUUCUUCUCCAACUACGGAACCUGCAUGGACAUCAUUGCACCGGGUAUGGACGUCACUUCCGCCUGGAUCGGCGGGCAGUUUGCCGACAACACCAUCUCAGGCACUUCCAUGUCUGCCCCUCAUAUCGCCGGGAUUGUUGCCAAGUACCUGAGCCGCCAGUCCACCGUCCCGUCACCCAAGGAGGUCAAGGACUUCCUGCAGAACACCUCCACCAAGGACAAGAUCAACAUGAUUCCGUCCAACUCAGACACUCUGAACUACCUGAGCUUCAUGGACUGUGGCGGCGGACCCGACGUCUGAGCAUGCGCGGAAUGACGUCACACUGUGCAAGUCACGUGAUGGGCCUUGGGAAGUCAUAUUUGUGUCUCUCGUUAAUUUGCUCUUGGGACAGGAUUUUGAAACUUUUGAGAAAAGGGAGAAAGAUGCUGUCUUGUUUUUAAAAGUUCAAAUUCCUGGCAUGCAACCUGACGAGAAACAUACAGCUAACUUCUCAACGCCCAGCGCCAUAACUGAUGAAAUGUUGCCAAAGCAAGAUGUAAAUUUUGAACGAAAUUGAUACAUUUAAAUUUCAGGGAAUUUUUCUAUGAAUUUUAUAUCUAUAUAACCAGAAGACGUGCAAUGUAUUUUUGUAAAUUGAAGUAUAUAAAGAGCGAAUAAAGAAAACACAGUAUGCUGCACUGGG